AAUGGCUGUGUGGCGCCUGGGAGGCCACCUUGGCCUGCGCAGGUGCCUCGGCGCUGGCAGGAUUCUGAGUGUCCGUUGGCAGAGCCGCGGUCCCCAGGGCGUGGAAAGCGGGGAUGGGUCAAAGCCUCCCUCGAAGACACCGAAGGUCCCCAAGAUUUACACCAAAACAGGAGACAAAGGGUUUUCUAGCACAUUCACCGGAGAAAGGAGACCGAAAGACGACCAGGUGUUCGAAGCUGUGGGCACGACAGACGAGUUAAGUUCGCUUAUUGGGCUUGCUAUGGAGCUGAUGGAAGAAAGAGGCCCCCUGUUUGCUGAGGAGCUUCAGAAGGUCCAGUGCAUGCUGCAGGAUGUCGGCUCUGCCCUCGCGACACCCCGAUCCUCGGCCAGAGAGGCGCACUUAAAGCACACGGCAUUCCCGGAGGGGGCCGUGCUGGAGCUGGAGCAGUGGAUUGACAAGUACGCCAGCCAGCUCCCGCCUCUCACAGCCUUCAUCCUGCCGUCAGGGGGCAAGAGCAGCGCUGUGUUGCACCUCUGCCGGACCGUGUGCCGCCGAGCCGAGAGACGCGUGGUGCCCCUUGUCCAGAUGGGAGAGACGGAUGCCAACGUGGCCAAGUUCCUAAACAGACUCAGUGACUACCUCUUCACCUUAGCCAGAUACGCCGCCCUCCAGGAGGGGAUCCAGGAAAAGAUAUACCAGAAGCCCUGAGUGGAGCACGGCCGAGCGCUGGAGAUGGUGGAGCCAAGAGGCGGGGCCAGGGAUGGCCCUCCACUGUCCGGGCUCUGAAGCUCACCCCUAGGGACCUGCACCCUGGCCUCUGUCUAGACUCCACUGUGGUCCACAGCCCAGGCCACGUGGACUGUUCCCAAAUCCCGCCCUGCUGCAGGCUCUCCUCGGCCUCAGGGACGGAGGGAUGCAUUCUGAGUUGGGGGCAUGGAAGGGAAGGUGACAAGGUGAUGGCUGGGAUGAGAAGGAGCCUUGUGGGAAAAAGGAAUAAAAGUGGAAAAGCCUGA
Messenger RNA from Echinops telfairi (small Madagascar hedgehog), 1014 nucleotides. RefSeq names its product metabolism of cobalamin associated B (gene MMAB). Lineage: Eukaryota; Metazoa; Chordata; Mammalia; Afrosoricida; Tenrecidae. The record is from RefSeq and is a predicted model, not a curated record. Gene Ontology annotation, molecular function: corrinoid adenosyltransferase activity. The transcript has 9 exons. The coding region runs from base 2 to 709 and encodes 235 amino acids.